GGACAGUAUGGCCUCUCUCUCUCUCUCUAUCUCUCUCAACACAUUGAGUAGUAGUAGUAGUAGUAAUUGAUUUGAGAGAGUUUUAAAUUUUCCAACUUCAGAUUGAUCUCUAUUUAAAAAGAGGCAUAGCCCACUGCUUUCUCCCAUGCACUUGUCUUCAUCACCUCCAACACAACUCCUUGUGUGUUUUCUUCCAUUUCUUAUCCCUCCCUCCCACCUUCAUUUAACUCACUCACCUAUAUAUACCUAGCUAGGGUUCCACUAAAACAAAAGAAAACAAAAACCUCUCCAAAUUUGAUCAUCAAUUUCUUAGAUCAAUUCAAUCCUACCUACAAUGUCGAGCAGGAGAUCGCGUUCCAGACAGUCGGGAGCCUCCCGAAUCAGUGACGAACAGAUUGUCGAUCUCGUCUCCCGACUCCAGCAGCUCAUCCCCGAGAUCCGCAACAGACGCUCCGACAAGGUUUCUGCUUCGAAGGUGUUGCAGGAGACUUGCAACUACAUAAGGAGCUUGCACAGAGAGGUGGAUGAUCUCAGCGAUCGACUAUCCGAGCUGCUCGAGUCCACGGACAGCGAUAGCGCUCAAGCAGCCAUAAUUAGGAGCUUGUUAAUGUGAUGAUUAAUUAAUAAAUAUGUUAAUUACGCCUUUUUCUUUUGCUCCUUUGCUGUCUAGGGUUUGGUCACUAUGUAAGGCCGACUUAGAACUUUUCCCAUCUCCUAUAGCUAUUUGGGUGCUAUGCCUAAUUAGUUAUAUAUAUAUAAAUAUUAUUAUUGCGUUUA
Molecule: messenger RNA, 777 nt
Organism: Salvia hispanica
Lineage: Eukaryota; Viridiplantae; Streptophyta; Magnoliopsida; Lamiales; Lamiaceae
Gene: KDR
Product: basic helix-loop-helix (bHLH) DNA-binding superfamily protein
Biological process (GO): regulation of growth; regulation of DNA-templated transcription
Molecular function (GO): protein dimerization activity
Source: RefSeq, a predicted model, not a curated record